Messenger RNA from Aspergillus ibericus CBS 121593, 1883 nucleotides. Its product is annotated as SF3a splicing factor complex subunit PRP9. The coding region runs from base 67 to 1584 and encodes 505 amino acids. Gene Ontology annotation, cellular component: spliceosomal complex. Gene Ontology annotation, molecular function: RNA binding. NCBI's taxonomy places the organism in Eukaryota, Fungi, Ascomycota, Eurotiomycetes, Eurotiales, Aspergillaceae. The record is from RefSeq and is a predicted model, not a curated record. Gene Ontology annotation, biological process: mRNA splicing, via spliceosome. The transcript has 3 exons.
CUUCCCCGUCCUCAGAAAGCGCUAUUCUCGGCAGAAGACCGGUGGAGACUUUUAAAAGUACUCACAAUGAUUUUUGAGGAGCAACGGUUCAUCCACGAGGACCUUGAGCGGCUGGAGCAGGCGAUUGCCGACCGCGUUGCUGAAGAGCCCCGUACGAUUAGAGAUCGCCUGGCUCGCGAUCAUGAGGUCGCUCAUUUUCUGAAUCGCAUCGAAGAUCAGUCCAAGAGGUUGCUCGAUAUCUACCAAGAUGCCGACGGCGUGCGUGAGAAGGAACUCCAGGCCGUCUCGACCGGUGAUCAGUUCGAGGAGUUCUACAGACAGCUGGAUGAAAUAAAGGAUUUCCACAAGCGCUACCCUAACGAGCCAGUGGAGAACCUCGAGCGCGCCUAUAAGCGCCGUCAACCUGGGGAGGGUGAGCCGACCGGAAUGGAGAUUGACAACUUGUUCACGGGUGAAGAGGGUUAUGGACAGUACUUGGACCUUACGACAUUGCACGAAGACUACCUGAAUUUGCCUGGGAUCAAGCGACUCACCUACGUGCAAUACCUGGACGUGUUCGAUGUGUUCACCCCCCCGCAACUUCCUAUUAAGCGAAACAACAAGCUCUCCGACCGGUAUUUCAAGUACGUCGGCGAACUCGCCAACUAUCUCGAAAGCUUUAUCAAGAAGACGAAGCCGCUACAAGAUCUGGACAAGCUUUUUGCCAGCCUCGAUGAGGAAUUUGAGAAGCAGUGGGCAGCUAACGAAGUCCCCGGUUGGACCGAGGAGGUUGCUGAGAUUGGCACUCAAGUUCCCAAGACCGAGGGUUCCGGAGAAGGCAUCUGGUGUGCGGACUGCGAGAGGGAGUUCAAGAAUGAGAACGUCUACAAGAACCACUUGACUGGUAAGAAACACAUCCGGGCCGCCGAGGCCCGCAAGGCUUCUGGGGAUUCCGGUGUCAGACCAGCACCAUCUGCAGGCAGCGGCACAUCAUCUGUCGCCCACCGUCUCAAGGAGCGUGCGGUGGCAGAGAGAGAACACCGCGCGCGUUCCUUGACGCAAGUGCUUCAGCCCGAACGCCAAGCAACCAAGAUCAACGUGGAGCGCAGACAGGGUAUGACUGAACGGGAACGCCAGAUGGAACUCGAGGCCUUGCUUAACGACGCUGAGAACCCUGGAGGUGAUCGCGCUGGCGAUCAGUCAGAUGAAGAUGACGAAGAUCGGAUCUACAACCCCCUUAAACUGCCACUUGCUUGGGAUGGCAAGCCGAUCCCGUACUGGCUGUACAAACUGCAUGGCCUGGGAGUGGAGUAUCCUUGUGAGAUCUGCGGUAACUUUGUGUAUAUGGGUCGUCGUGCCUUUGACAAGCAUUUCUCCGAAGCUCUGCAUAUCUUCGGUUUGAAGUGUCUGGGAAUUACGUCUAAUACCAACCUCUUCCGUGAGAUCACUAGCAUCGAGGACGCAAUCCGACUCUGGACCAAGCUAGAGCAGGACCGCAAGAAGGACAGAGACGGCCGCGACAACGUGGUGCAGAUGGAAGACGCAGAGGGCAAUGUGAUGCCAGAGAGGAUCUACCUCGAUCUCCAGAAACAGGGUAUCCUGUAACGGCAACUUCAGUUUCUUCUCUCUUUCUGUCAUUUGCAUCAUCUUUCUACAUUACUCAUAUUCAAAAGCCUGGAGUUUGGUGGGUGUCUUUUCUCAAUUUCCAUAAUGUUGCGUGAAUCCCUGGGAUAUCGUUGGUUGGGCACGACUGUAUAAGAGCAGGUCAGACUCUGAGAAGAUGCAGCCUGCGUUUCAUGUAUUCUACUACACCCGACUACUGCCAUCUCUCGAAGCAAUAGAAGAAGAAAAGGUGACCGCAAGUCACCUGGUCACGACUAUCCGCUCAAUGCCAUAUAACUAAG